Mizuhopecten yessoensis (Yesso scallop) is the source of this 243-nucleotide messenger RNA. Its product is annotated as phospholipid-transporting ATPase ID-like. The transcript is spliced from 2 exons. NCBI's taxonomy places the organism in Eukaryota, Metazoa, Mollusca, Bivalvia, Pectinida, Pectinidae. Gene Ontology annotation, cellular component: plasma membrane. Gene Ontology annotation, biological process: Golgi organization; phospholipid translocation. The record is from RefSeq and is a predicted model, not a curated record. The annotation marks the transcript as partial. Gene Ontology annotation, molecular function: nucleotide binding; ATPase-coupled intramembrane lipid carrier activity.
CAUACGCCAAAAGUGAAUUUUUCCGACAAUCCUUACUUCGAGACAAGUUUUGAUUUCUACGACUCUCAGCUUUUGACAGCUAUCCACGAUGGAAACACCCUUGCACAUAGGUUUUUCUACAUCCUGGCUCUUUGCCACACUGUUAUGCCGGAGAUGAAUGAUGGUGUCCUUGAGUAUCAGGCCCAGUCACCUGACGAGGGAGCUUUGGUCGGUGCUGCCAGGAACUUUGGUUUCGUCUUUAAG